Messenger RNA from Varanus komodoensis (Komodo dragon), 2692 nucleotides. Its product is annotated as paired box protein Pax-8-like. The transcript has 9 exons. NCBI's taxonomy places the organism in Eukaryota, Metazoa, Chordata, Lepidosauria, Squamata, Varanidae. The coding region runs from base 1 to 1218 and encodes 405 amino acids. The record is from RefSeq and is a predicted model, not a curated record. Gene Ontology annotation, molecular function: RNA polymerase II cis-regulatory region sequence-specific DNA binding; DNA-binding transcription factor activity, RNA polymerase II-specific. Gene Ontology annotation, biological process: regulation of transcription by RNA polymerase II; anatomical structure development.
AUGCAACUCAUUGUUCCUGCAAAAAAAUCCUGUGGCGCUUCUAUCGGUGCAGCAGCAGCAUGCAGGACUCCUUUGCCCACCGAUAACUUGGCUUGUAUCUUAGCAGGGCACGGAGGAUUGAACCAGCUGGGUGGGGCCUUUGUGAAUGGCCGGCCCUUGCCAGAGGUGGUACGGCAGCGCAUCGUGGAUCUGGCACACCAAGGCGUGAGACCCUGUGACAUCUCCCGACAAUUGCGAGUCAGUCACGGUUGUGUCAGCAAAAUCCUCGGCAGGUACUAUGAAACUGGCAGCAUCCGGCCUGGUGUGAUUGGAGGCUCCAAGCCCAAGGUGGCAACACCCAAGGUGGUAGAGAAGAUCGGGGAUUACAAGCGGCAGAACCCUACCAUGUUUGCUUGGGAAAUCCGGGACCGUCUGUUAACAGAGGGUGUCUGUGACAAUGACACUGUUCCCAGUGUUAGCUCCAUCAACAGGAUCAUUCGCACAAAAGUGCAGCAACCAUUCAAUCUACCAAUGGACAACUGCGUGGUGCCUAAAACCUUGAGCCCUAGCCAUCAUAUCAUUCCCAGUUCAGCUGUGACCCCACCAGAGUCACCCCGGUCAGAUUCCACCUACUCCAUCAGUGGCAUCCUGGGAACUGGUUCACCCAGCAGUGACAACAAGAGGAAGAUCAAAGGCAGUGACCCGGAAAGCUGCAGCCUCAGCUCAGACAACCAAAGCAGCAGCAGCACCUCCCACAAGCACCUGCAGAAUGGCACCUAUGGACCAGUCCUGCUGGAAUGCCCAUCCGAAAGGCAGCACUUCCCAGAUGUCUACGCUUCCGCCAGCCAUGCCAAAGGGGAGCAGGCAGGCUGUUACACGCUGCCCCUGCUGGACAACGGCAAAGCUCUGCUCUCUCCUUCCCAUGCACCGCUGGGUCGCAGCCUGGCUGCUCACCAGGCCUACUCCACCGUGCCAGGGUGUGAAGUGGCUGGCCCCACGCUUCCCGGGUAUCCUCCUCACGUUCCAACUAAUGGCCAGUGUAGUUACAGCUCUUCUGCAAUUGCUGGAAUGGUGGCAGCAGGAAGCGAUUACUCUGGGAAUGCCUACAGCCACAGUCCUUAUUCAAGCUGUGGAGAAAACUGGCGCUUCCCCAGCUCUGCCCUACUGAGUUCUCCAUAUUACCACAGUCCACCCUCCCGGGGGGCCCUCCCCCACCCCACCAUGUACGACCACCUCUAGCUGACAUGGUUGCUGUGGCAGCCAGGACAGAAAAUGGAAGGGGGCUCAGUGCCUGGCAUGGUUCAUGAUGGAAGGCAGAAAACUUGGCCGGCCGGCCCACUGUACAUGGACAUUUGUAUGGGCAUGCAAGCCACUCAGCUAGAGCCAGGGCCAGAAAGGAAGACAGGCAGAGGUGGGUGAAGGGGGCUGUGGGCUGGACGGCAAAGUGGCAGGGUGGGUGAAGGGGACACAGGGACAUUGCAGGAAAGGAGCCCCGAGAGCCAGCCCCAUGGACAGGUGUGUCCUUUGGUCAUCACCAUCAUCGUAUCUCAUUUACUUCCUGCCUUUCUUUCCUCUCGCAAGGAAGCCAUAGACACCAAAAUAAAUUGCAAGGUAGAGAACUGGAAUUUGGCAGAGGGAGAGCUGAUCUGCUCAGAGAACAGUUGGCUGGGUACCCACUAGCCCACAGGAGAGUUACUGUAUAAGCCGUCACCGUGCAGUUGCUGUUCUCACCCCAUGGGAUCCUGACCACCUCUUAUUUGUGAAGGAUUCCAAGCCAUUCCCUUUUGUUUCUGGCACAUUCCAGCAGCAGGGAAGUUAGGUGCAAGUGGAACUUCACGUGCCAAGAACCAGAGUGCCAGAGGCCCCAGGUGGCUGCAGCCAUCCAUUCUGGCAGGCAUGGUUCCUAGAAUGCUACUGUAGGAAGGGCCUAUUUGGGCCACUCCUCUGUUCAGUGCAGGAAUGCAGAUUAAGGCCUCCCUAGUCAAGGCAGCAGAGUCCUGUGUGAAGCAGACAGCACUGCAGACGGAAGGAAUGUGUUGUGCUGCAGAUAGGGGAAGGCAGUUUGGGGCCAGAAGAUCACUGACAUGAGUACCGUCAGGGAAUAACAGGGCAGGAAGCGAAGGGGAGGGUGGUCAGGGCAAGCAAAGGAAACACAAAGCUGUAACCAGUACUUGUGGAGAGUAAAGACACUGCCCAGUUCUCCAAAAAAGGGUUCCUCCCUCAUGCAUCUCCUCAGAAAUGCCACUGAAAGCAACUUCCUUAAUCCAAGGGUCCCAAAGACUGCAGCAGGAUCCGAACAGACCUCAUGAUGCUUGAUCAUUCAUCCCCUUUCGUUAGGCACUCUAACUGGCAUCAUCUAGAGGCUGGCAGAGUGUUUGCAGAACACUAAGAGAGGAUCUGGUACGGAUUCUCAGAGCCACUAGGAGCUCUUCCUUGCUCGGCGAAGACUGCAGCAGCUGCAGCAUGUGAAAGAGCCUCACACUAGACCUGGAACUGUAUGUGUUACUAUGUACAUAUGUUUGUGCGUUGCAUUAUAUGUAUUUAGCGCCAGCCCUUCUUGCAUCAAACUAACUGGACAAUCUCCUCUUCAUAUCAUUAUCCUUUAAGUGACACCUGCUCAUAUUAAAGGCAUGCAAAACCCUUUCUUGGCUAGUACCAAUGUUGUCCUUCGAGGUGGUACUUGCAGAAAAGGUGGCAGUAGGCCCUGCCCUUC